GGCGCGGCCCGGGAGAGGGGGAGUGGCUAAACGAGGGGGCGCGGUAGGGGCGUGGCCUCGUGGUGGGAGGAACAUCUUCCCCAUAGCAACGGGGGCGGGGUCUCGUCCCCAUGGCAACGGGGGGCGGGGCCUCGGGGGCCGCCGGGAGCCGCCGUGCGGACCUCCCCGCAGGGAUGGAAGGGCGCGGGGAGGAGGCGCCGGAGCCGGAGGUGUCGGAGCCAUCGGAGGAGGAGGAGGAGGAGGCGGAGGAGGAGGAUGAAGGCUCCGGGGUGCGGGUGACGCCGGCGCUGCUCAAGGCCACCACGGGCGAGUUCUCGCUGGAGUCCAUCCUGCUGCUGCGGCUGCGCGGCCGCGGCAUCGCCCACCUGGGCUGCCUGGCCGACUGCUCCAACCUGGAGUGGCUGGACCUGUCCGGCAACGCCAUCGCGGGGCUGGCGCCGCUGGCCGCGCUGCGCGCCCUGGCCGUGCUCAACCUGGCGGGCAACCGCGUGGCCAGCGUGGAGCCGCUGCGCGGCUGCCACAGCCUGCGCCAGCUCAACCUGGCCGGGAACCGCCUGCGCAGCCUGCGCCAGCUGCGCUGCCUGCAGGGCCUGCGGCACCUGGAGAGCCUGCGCCUGCGGGACCCGCUGGGCAACCUGGGCAACCCGCUGUGCGCCGCGCCCGCCUACCGCGCCGCGCUGGCCGCCAUGCUGCCCGGCCUCAAGGCCAUCGACGGGCAGCGCGUGGCCGGCCGCGGCAGCGAGCUCUUCCGCCUGUGCCGCGAGCUGGACGCCGCGCUGGACGGCGAGGACGCGCCCGCCGCCGCCGCGCCCGCGGAGCCGCCGCAGCCCUGGGUGCAGGCCGGCUUCUGGGAGGCGCGGCCCGCGCGCCGCAGCGCCGUGCUGGAGGAGGCCACGCGGCAGCUGGGCCAGGCCCUGCGCGAGUGCCGCGAGCUCGGCCGCCGCGCCGACGACUCCAUCGCCCAGGCCCAGCGCGCGCUCGGCCGCCGCCACCACGGCGACUUCGGCUUCUGAGCGCCGGCGGGCCGGGAGAGACCACGGCGCGGCCGGGAGAACCCCCCCAAAGGCGCCGCGGCCUGGAGCCUGCGUUGUCUGAGCUGUGGCACCCCAAAGAUGGGAAGGGAGAGCCCCCCAAAGACACCGCAGGCCAAAGCCACCGUCAUCUGAGCCACAGGACCCCGAGAACGGGGCCAGGAGAACCCCCAGAGCCACACCAGCCUGUGGGACCGCAAAACCAGGGCUGGGAUACCCCCAGAGCCAUCACGAGUCCAGCUCCUUCAUCUUCCCAACUGUGGGACCCCAAAAACAGGUCUAGGAGCCCCUCAGUGCCACCCCUGCCCAGCUUCAUUUUCUUGGCCACGGCAGCCCAGAAACGGAUCCAGGAAAAGCCCCAGAGGCCACACUGUCACCGUGAGACCCCCAGAGCCGCCACCAACCUGUCUCCUUCCUCCUCUGAGCCGUGGGACCCCCACACUGGAGCCUGGGUACCCCCAGAGCCACCCCAGCCCGGCACAGGAUCCCCAGGGAGCACCAGGGGAGCCGUGGGGAGCCCAGCCUCGGCUUUGGGACAUGGCGGGGACAGGGGACGUGGUGGCACUGUGCAUUAAACAUGUCCCACCCUCCUGUG
Molecule: messenger RNA, 1626 nt
Organism: Vidua chalybeata
Lineage: Eukaryota; Metazoa; Chordata; Aves; Passeriformes; Viduidae
Gene: LRRC61
Product: leucine rich repeat containing 61
Exons: 2
Coding region: 111-1013 (300 amino acids)
Biological process (GO): outer dynein arm assembly
Cellular component (GO): cytoplasm
Molecular function (GO): protein binding
Source: RefSeq, a predicted model, not a curated record